This is a messenger RNA of Fusarium pseudograminearum CS3096, 1635 nucleotides long. RefSeq lists its product as uncharacterized. The transcript is spliced from 5 exons. The record is from RefSeq and is a predicted model, not a curated record. Bases 1 to 1635 code for a protein of 544 amino acids. NCBI's taxonomy places the organism in Eukaryota, Fungi, Ascomycota, Sordariomycetes, Hypocreales, Nectriaceae.
AUGCGCAAGUUCACAUUGGCCCUUCUGGCCUUGAGUGGCCACACUGGCUUGGCUGCUUCCUCAUAUAUCGAUGUGUUAUCAGACAAUGCCAAAGAACUUUUCACGGAAAGUAUGGACUGGAUGGAUACAUAUUACGAUACCAGAGCCGGUUACUUGUACGACGUCAGUGCUACUGCAGCUCUUCGACAUGAGACGCGGAGUUCGGCAUGGUAUGCUUUUGGCCUCUUGGCUCGGAACAAAGGACACGAUGUUUCUGAAGCCGAGAAGAUUAUUCAAGGCAUCAUACGUGGCCAGUACAAAGAUCCUGCUGACGAAUGGUACGGCACAUACCAACAGACGCCUGAGGAACCUUUAGUGGGAUCAGCCAACUACCUCCCUGAAAUAUACCACUCAUGGGAUCCGAAUUGGAGAGGUUUCAUUGGAACUACUUUCAUCAUGGCUCUGGAGGAGUUCCCGAAGCUCAUCAGCAAGCCAACACAGGAGCUUAUGCUCGAAUCCCUUCACAAUGCCACCAAGGGUGAUGAGUAUCGCUUUGGUAAUCUCGACCCCAAGAAGGAUAACUUGUACCCAUCCUAUAGCAACCCAGCCAUCAUGCGAGCCUUCAUGUCAGGAUGGACUGGCCGUCGUCUGAAAGAGUCCAACAUGACAAGAAGCGGCGAGAGAUAUGCUCAACAAAUCAUUGACCUGUUCGAUCGCGCCAACACUCUGUCCGAGUUUAAUUCAGGCACAUACACUGGCGUCUCUUUGUACGGUCUCACACUGUGGAGCAAGUAUUUGCCCAAGGACUCAAUUAUGGCAAAGCAUGGGCCCGAAAUGAUCAAACACACCUGGGAGGCAGUCGGAAGUCUCUGGCAUCCUGGAAUGAAGAACAUGGCCGGACCGUGGGAUCGCUCAUACGGAUAUGAUAUGAACCGCUAUCUCAGUCUGAUGGCUCUCUGGUUUUGGGCUUUCAUUGGAAAAGAAAAUUCCUCACUCAUCCAAAAGCCACAAGUUAUGUCGCACAUGGCUGACUAUGCCUGGGCUCCUCUCUUUGCUGUAUUGGCCAAGAGUCAUAAGAAUUUGAUCCCUAAACAAGUUCUCGCGGGUCUAACAACUUUCAAGGGAGAACACAACUUCACCGCCAGUACCUUCUACCCUCCGUUUGACACUGUUCCUCGCAACAUUUCGACUUGGGUGUCCAAGGAUCUCACUAUUGGCGCACAAUCGUUCAGGCAGAUCUCUCUGGGUGGGCCUGGUCAAAGUCAGGAAGCGUACAACCCUGCCGUCGUUCAAUGGGAUACUGGGAAAGAAAUCUCAUUCAUUUCCCUGUACCCAAGUGAGACAGCUCUGGACGUCGAGGUUGGUCCCGGCAAACUUCAUCUGUCAUACCCACGAGGAAACUCAAGCUCGGUCUUCAGUUUGCUUGUGGGAACAUUCAUAGGUAAACCUACGAUCGAAAGCUGGGAAGAUUUGCCGAACUUGCAAGUUAACGUAUCUGGCAACACCAAUCCCAAGUUUCAGUUGAGCUUCGGCGGCGCAUUUGGUGGAAGCUCAAAGACUUUGAGGGACUUUGAACUGUGGAACUUCACUUAUACUAUGCCUGAGAGUUUCCAAGGCGUACCAGCUUUGACAUUGGACUUGAAGACAUUGCUAUGA